AUGGAAAGGUUCCUCAAGAUGCAGCCUCUCACUUUUGCUGGAAUCAGCAAGGACACCCUGUUACCUGUCAAAUGGGUGAAAGAAAUGGAGAAAGCUUUCAACUUCCUUGGUUGCAAUGAACAGCAGAAGCUCACCUGUGCUGGGUAUAAGCUCCAGUACACAGCAGAGGCUUGGUGGGAGACCACUAAGCCUAUUUUGCAAGCAGUGCACCCUAUCCUAACUUGGGACAUUUUCAAGCAAGCCUUCUUUGGGAAUUAUUUUCCCACCAGUGUGAAGAAGAGGAAAGAGAUUGAGCUGGCUGAAUUGAUACAGGGAUCGAAGUCAGUGCUGGAGUAUCAGCAGAAAUUUGAAGAGCUAUUCUUCUUUGCUCCCCCUCACAUGGGUACUGAUGAAGCUAAAGCACAGAAGUUUGAAGAUGGGUUGAGGCCACAGAUUGCCUCGAUAAUGGCCACCAGACCGACCCAGGGGUACUCAGAGACCGUGCAAACCGCAAAGAAGAUUGAGGAUAAGCAGAGGGAUGCUUAUCAUAUUAGUCAGUCCUCUGGCAAACGAGCAACACCAUUCCCUGACAGAGGAUUCAACAAGUUUAGCAAGUCUUCUGGACCUAGUGCAGUCUCAUCCUUGCCACAGCGAAGUGAAUCUGAGGCAUCAGUAACCAAACCGGUGUAUGCCAAUCCAAGCACCAAGGCGACAGAUGCUACUGCUCCAUCGGGUGCUGCUGAAUAUAAAUGCUUCACCUGUGGCCAGAUGGGUCAUACCUCUAGGACUUGCUACCACAGGAGACCUAUGCUUCCCCCUCGCCAACCAGCCGGUAAGCCUCAAGGUCGAGUCUACUCCGUGACUGCAAGUGAGGCUGAGGCCAAUCAGGCUGUGGUUACUGGUAACAUUCUAGAUUUAAACUUAAUUGUAUUGUUAAUAAUUGAUAUCAUGCCUACAUAA
Molecule: messenger RNA, 939 nt
Organism: Telopea speciosissima
Lineage: Eukaryota; Viridiplantae; Streptophyta; Magnoliopsida; Proteales; Proteaceae
Exons: 1
Coding region: 1-939 (312 amino acids)
Molecular function (GO): zinc ion binding; nucleic acid binding
Source: RefSeq, a predicted model, not a curated record